UAAAACACAUCAAAUUAAUAUACUUAAUUUUCUAAACCUCUUGAAUACAUUGGAAUACAUAUUUUACAUGUUAUAAAAGCCUAACUAAGUGCUCAUAUCAUCCUUUAUCGAGGAAAUAUUGUCAUUUCUUGGUACGUAAAUGCGCCGAAGCACGCAUCAACUGUGGAGCGAAUAGACGUGCGAUAAUCUGUGUGGUUGCGACGCCGAACUGCCCCGUGGCCUUGCCGACGUACCUGAAGCUCGAGUGAUGUUCGUGUACGUAGUCGUAGGAAGGAUGGUAUACUCUACAUGAACAUGACUUUGCUGGAACCUUCAUGCAUGUGUAUGUGAAGCCAACUCAAGACAUGAACAGUCACAAGUUCUUUGCUUGGAUGAAAUAUGAGGUUAAAAUUAAAAUGGGUGCUCUGUGUAUCUGCACUCACUGUGGGUAUGUGGUUGACGAUUAUCGUCAUCAUGCCAGCACCAUCGAACACCGACAGAGGAAAAGACAGUGCGGGGAGAGAACACUACAAAUCUGGCCAAGAUGACAAAAGGGGUCAUGCAGGGGUGGAUGAGGUCAAAGGUCAUGUAGAUGAGUCUGCUGUGAAUGGACAACAAAAGGAAACGUCAGACAAUGUUGAUAUCGUGGGCAUCAGGAACACAGACGAAAGUGAACAAGAUGGAAAAGAGAAAGAAGUUCCACAGGGUGUGGAGAUAGAGAACAUACGAGGCAAUCCUCCAAAUGGCCAGAGCAUUGAGAGACUUCAGAAUGAAACACAUCCUCUAGAACUGGAUCUCAUACCGGACUUUAUUCCUCAGAGGCGACAUGAAUAUUCCAGCUUGUGGAGAAAAGCAGAAGGUUGGGUGACGUCAAGUGAGAUCACGCCAUCUUCCGCCAAAGAUCUAGGGUCGGUGCUGUAUGCGAUGGCCCAUGCACCCAUCACCAAGGCUGAUGUCGGCUUCAAAGGUACACAACUCAAGGCAAGGUUGAUGCUAGCAGGAGGUCAACUUGUUGUAUUCAAGCCAAAGAGGUAUCAACGAGACUUUGUUAUUUAUGGAACUCCUUAUGCAGGCUAUGACAGACAUAAUGGAGAAAUAGCUGCCUUUCAUUUAGAUAGGUUUGUAUUUCUAAUUUCAAUUUUAUGCUGAUCAUCAUAAUUAUCC
Molecule: messenger RNA, 1143 nt
Organism: Lytechinus variegatus (green sea urchin)
Lineage: Eukaryota; Metazoa; Echinodermata; Echinoidea; Temnopleuroida; Toxopneustidae
Exons: 3
Coding region: 379-1128 (249 amino acids)
Biological process (GO): protein phosphorylation
Cellular component (GO): Golgi apparatus
Molecular function (GO): phosphotransferase activity, alcohol group as acceptor
Source: RefSeq, a predicted model, not a curated record